Trichosporon asahii var. asahii CBS 2479 is the source of this 417-nucleotide messenger RNA. RefSeq lists its product as uncharacterized. The transcript has 5 exons. Gene Ontology annotation, cellular component: nucleosome. The record is from RefSeq and is a predicted model, not a curated record. Lineage: Eukaryota; Fungi; Basidiomycota; Tremellomycetes; Trichosporonales; Trichosporonaceae. Bases 1 to 417 code for a protein of 138 amino acids. Gene Ontology annotation, molecular function: structural constituent of chromatin; DNA binding; protein heterodimerization activity.
AUGGCCCGUACCAAGCAAACCGCCCGCAAGUCCACCGGUGGAAAGGCUCCCCGCAAGCAGCUCGCUGCCAAGGCUGCUCGCAAGUCGGCUCCCACCGCCGCCACUGGUGGUGUCAAGAAGCCUCACCGUUACCGCCCCGGUACCGUCGCUCUCCGUGAGAUUCGUCGUUACCAGAAGUCCACCGAGCUUCUGAUCCGCAAGCUCCCCUUCCAGCGUCUCGUUCGUGAGAUUGCCCAGGACUUCAAGACCGACCUCCGUUUCCAGUCUUCGGCUAUUGGUGCCCUUCAGGAGGCCGCCGAGGCCUACCUGGUCUCGCUCUUCGAGGACACCAACCUGGCUGCUAUCCACGCCAAGCGUGUCACCAUCCAGCCCAAGGACCUCCAGCUUGCCCGCCGUCUCCGUGGUGAGCGCUCUUAA